Sarcophilus harrisii (Tasmanian devil) is the source of this 6654-nucleotide messenger RNA. RefSeq names its product ubiquitin conjugating enzyme E2 D4 (putative) (gene UBE2D4). NCBI's taxonomy places the organism in Eukaryota, Metazoa, Chordata, Mammalia, Dasyuromorphia, Dasyuridae. Gene Ontology annotation, molecular function: ubiquitin conjugating enzyme activity. The transcript has 7 exons. The record is from RefSeq and is a predicted model, not a curated record. Gene Ontology annotation, cellular component: nucleus. Bases 572 to 904 code for a protein of 110 amino acids. Gene Ontology annotation, biological process: protein polyubiquitination; ubiquitin-dependent protein catabolic process.
GUCAAGUCAAUGAGCAUUUAUUAAGUGCCUGUUUAUGUGUCAAAGGAUGUACUAAGUGCUGGAUGUACAAAAGGCAAAAAACAGUCCCUGCUCUGAAGGAGCUCACAAUCUAAUGGCAGAGACAACAUGGAACAACUCUGUACAGAUAAAGUAUAAGUGGAAUAAAUUAGAACUAAUCGGUAAAAGGUAGGUAUGAGAAUCAAGGGCAAUUAAGAAAGGCUAUGAAUCUGUGGCAGAGAAAUUAAGAAGAGAGAUGACUUGGGAAGGAAAAAAAAUGAAGCAAUUAUCUAACAAUGGUUCUUUGAGGUGGGUACCACAGGUGUUAUUAUGACCAUUUUAUGGAUGAGUUAAAACUUAAAACUCACAGACUUAUCCAUCAUCACACAGAGUAAAAAGGAUGACCAGACUUUGAAACCAGGGCUGCUGACUCUACUGAAUUUGCCAUAGAUCAAAAUGCUAAAUUGAGGGAGCCUUCAUUUUACAGGAAUUAACUGACUUGCAGAGGGACCCUCCCGCCCAGUGCUCAGCAGGACCCGUGGGUGAUGAUUUAUUCCACUGGCAGGCCACCAUCAUGGGCCCGAGUGAUAGUCCUUACCAGGGCGGUGUUUUCUUCCUGACUAUUCACUUCCCUACAGAUUACCCUUUCAAACCGCCAAAGGUUGCUUUUACAACCAAAAUUUAUCACCCUAACAUCAACAGCAAUGGCAGUAUCUGUCUUGACAUCCUGAGAUCUCAAUGGUCUCCAGCAUUAACAGUAUCAAAAGUUCUGUUAUCCAUCUGUUCCCUGCUCUGUGACCCCAACCCAGAUGACCCUCUGGUUCCUGAGAUAGCCCACACCUACAAAGCAGACCGAGAGAAGUAUAACAGAUUGGCCAGAGAAUGGACACAGAAAUAUGCCAUGUAAAUGCCAUGAAGACUCGACUCUUUUCAGGCUAGGAAGUUAACCUUUCAGCAUGGUCUCUUAGUGGAAUCUUUGGGUUGUCCACUGUUUACUUGAUGUCAUGAGCCAUUUGCAAAGAGUCUCCUACUCUGUGAACGGACCCUGGUUUCCCUUUCGCUUUUGUCUCAACAUAGAGGUACCAUCUGUAACCAUUUGGGUUCUGAGAACUUCAUGCCUUUGAUGCCAAAAUCAGUAGCCACUUUCAUUUACUGAUUUUUAGCCUGGUUCAACUGGAAUCUACCUUUCACUCAGAUUCCCUCGACCUUCUCUUGGAAUGGCAGAAAUGCACGCAUUCCUUCCUUCAGUCUUUCCUCAGGGUGAUGUAUGCUAUGCCCUUCACGCUGCACAACUGGAGCUGAGCAGCUUCCUGAUUAACUGUCCUAUUAGAACCAAGUACUAGCCUGGUGUGCCCAAGAGAGAGCCAGACAAGAUUUCCCCUCGUUUUCUGUUUCCUGAAGAACUCCAUCCAAAGAGAAAUCCCAACCCCAAAGACAUUGUGUGGGAUUAGGAAUGAUUUUGCUGUGAAAUGAAUGAGUGGCUGGGUUUUUCCACUGUCUCCAAGUAAAGGAAGACUCUGGGAUUGACUAGUCUUUUUAUGCAGUAGUAAUCACAGUCUCACUUUUUAGAUUGAGAAGCAGGAGAUCCAAAGCACCAAUUUAUAAUGGCCAAGCACUUCAUCUCCACUCUCACUAAAAGUAUUACCAGGAAAAAAAAUCAUGAGAUCUGGUAAGAUUGUAGGAUCAUGUCAUUUGAAGAUCAUGGAAGAUGCUGAGAUUCUGCAAACAAAAAAAAGGAAGUUAGAAGGUGGAGAGCAUUUCACUUGUUAGAUUAAAAAAAAAGUAUAGAAAGAUAGCCUUUUGGGAGAGAGACUUCUUUUGUACAUAUACUUGUAAUUUUUCCCUUUGAAAUCAUCAUUGAAUUAUCCAGAGGGAAGGCUCCACUUUUAUGUUCACAUUGCUCUUUUCACUCAGAAGAAAAGAAUUGGAAAAACUGUACAGGUUCUUCAGAAACCUCAACGGGAAUGGUUCAUUGGGCAUUUUGGCUCAAUUAGCUUUCAGGUUUAAACAUUUUUUAUUAGAAUUGGAAUAAAUGAAGAAGUAAGGCAUUGGUUGCCUUUAGAGUUUUGUGAGAAUUCUAGCAAGAAAAUGAGCAGAUUGGGUUUGUUUUUUUAACCUUAGCUAAAAUUUCUCAAAGAGAAGCAAAAUGCAUUUUUUCAAACUCCAAGAUAAUGAUUUACUUGUCUCUGUUCUCCCCUGGCUCUCAGAGCUGCUUUGCAUUCCUUGGGUUACUCCACAAUAAAAUAAUGUUUUGGAGAGUACAUGGAAGCCGAAUGACAGCAAAACUAUGCAACUAGCAAUGAUCCAGUCAGGCAAUUGCAGGUUUAAAGAGAAGGUAAAGAAGAUGGAUCUGUUGGACCUUGAACUUGAAGGGCAGCUAAUUAUUAUUCUGAAAAAUUGGCUUAGUUCAGAGACUCAGAAGUGGUCAUUAUCUUAUUGCCAAAAGAUUUUGCAGGUGAAGCUCACCAAGGUCAGCUCCUUGUAGGAGAGGAGCAGCUGGGAUGAGUUUCAGCCCCUGUCCAACUGGUCUCCUAUCGCCAUAAGUCAGUGUUUUCUUGUCUUAGGAUUUCUUGUGUCCUGAAUCCUUUGACUUUUGCCAUAAUGAAGUUUGCACCCUCUUGUCUCUUUACUCCUUUUCAGGCUUUUUUAAACUAACCAAUAAAUUAAAAAUUUUAAACAUAUCAGGUAUAAAGAUUGUGUAGCAUACUAUUAUUAUGGUGUUAGUAUAGAGUGAGUCACUAUAAGGAAUGAAGUGGCAAUAAUGACAUGGGGCUUUGUGCUUUGUUCACUCACUGGUUACAUUGCAUCUUGUAUCUAAGGAUCACAAAGCACUUUACAGAGACAACUUAUGUAGCACAUUGUGAGAAGGAGAAGAAAGAAUUGAUUCUCAUUUUGCUGAUGGGAUAUGAAGACCCAGAGAGGGGAAGGUCCAGUGCUACCCACUAGACCGGAAGCCAAAAUGAACCACAGAAUGUAAGAGGGAGAAGAAAUCUUAAGAGAUCCAGUGUCCCAGUUUUACAAACAGAGCUUGCUUGAAGUUAUAUAGUAUGGACUUAACAACAUAGUGACUACUAAAAAAAAGUCUUUUUAAAAAAAGUUUUUUUUUUAACCAGUUCAAACAGAUUUCUUAAAUUAAGUCUUCCUUCUACUGAGGAGGUUCCAUGGGAAUAAAACAAGGGAAAUCAGAUCCUUGUUUCCUCCACCUCCUCCUCCAACAUCUAUCUUUACUCAGUCUUUGCUGGAAGGUAUUGGCAAGCCUAAACUAGACCCUGGAGUUUCAGAGAGUCCUGAACUGAAGCCACAGUGAACAUGUCAUCUUUACCCCAGCUAGUCCAGCUGGUUCUUUCCCUAGUAAAGUCAUCAGACCUGUCGUCUCUCAAGGGCAGAAGCGGUUGUGUAUAGAGUUAGACGAGACUGUAGAAAUCAUGUGGUCUAACCUGCUUCUUUGACAGUAAGGAAAUUGGUGUGGGAAAAAUGCGUCCUGUUCCACAGGGUAAAGAGGUUUUGUUUCCAGAUGGAUUGAAUCAUCAGCUCCCUGCAUUAGGACCUCCUUCCAGAGGAAGAGACCCAAGUUUGCCAUGGAAUAGCCAGCUUUGCAGCUUUUCCCUUCCUUUUCCUAAAGGCGUGAUUGGUAUCUAUAAUCCAGGUAGACUAACUUGUCAUUUUCCUAGGACCUCACCAUUUGGAAUUCUGGAUGCCAGAGAGAGUCAUCUUGGCAUCCUUGGAUUUUACAGAAAGUGAAUUUGGGAAAUUUGCAAACACCCUCCUGUUAGGACAGAGAAGGAAGAGGGAGGUGGCUUUUCAGAUCAGUCUGACCAGAGAGGCAUUUCACCAGGCUGUGCUGCCCUGACAAGCAGCUGCAAGCUUGGUUCUAAGCUACCUCAUCACACUUUCUUAGGGAUUUCUUGAAAAGCCAAUGCCAGCCUUCUCAGAGGGGCACAUUGGCAGCUUUCCAUGCUCACUGGCUCUCAGUUGCCAGUGGAAUUUAGGAGGGGGGCGUCCAAGGUGAUAUAGAUUCUAUUCUCCCAUUCUCUUUAUGACUCAUUCUAGUUGUUUUGGUGUAUUUCCUCCCUAGUAAUGCUGGAGGGAAGUGGGGAAACCAUAGCUCACUUGUCUGGGAGAGUGCUAGCUGUGCCCUCUGAAGAAAGUAGAAAUUGCAAUUCACCUAUCCCUGGGUAUAGGUCACCAAUUAAUACUGAGGUCAAAGGGGUUCAAGCUUCCUGUAGCCUGAGCUCAGACCUCUUUCAGAUUUUCUCUUAGAGUGUGCUUGUGUCUCCUACCUUGGUGUCACCUUCGAGAAAUAGGACAGAUAGUGGAGAACCUGCUAGUCUCCUUCAUGGAAGUUUGCUGACUUCAGUCCCAAAGUUUUCCUGAUUUUGAUCUAGGAAAGGCUAUCAGUGUCUUAUCUAGUACCCCGCUGAGAGUUCAUGAAAUAUUCAUACCAGAGAAAUGAAUGCAUUUUGUAUAGCUUCCUUGAUUUCCUGAAAAGUGAUUGAUCCUCACCACUCCAAGGGUAUUCCACUGCUCACUGAGCCUCAGCUGCCCUCUGAAAAGCUAAGUUUUACCUUCUAAGAGCAAGAAAUUUAUGUUGACUAAAUCAAAGGUUCUUAAACUGGUUGUAAACUGAAUGUGGAGGUUAUGAAAUUAUGAUUUAUUAUCAGUAAAUAUACCUAUUUUAUAUAUUUGUAUACCUGGGAUUGCAUAAUAAUUUCUUGGUCAAAAAGGGAUUGUGAUUGGAAAAAGUUCAAGAAGUCUUGGGCUAAGAAAGUGCUACCUCCUCCUUAACCCCCCAAAUGAACAAAGUACCUGUUCAUAGUAAAAUAGACAGAUUUAACCUUGAGCUGCCAUGAAUGAAACAGCCAGGAGCCUAUUUAUCAAGUUAUCCACAUUAGAAACUGUGUUGAUUUAUUCUACCUUUUUUGAGCACCCCAAUGCUUGCAUAGCAUUGGUUGCUACUGCAGGGAAAGGGCUGGCCAUCAAAGAGAGUCCAGCCCUCUAAAAGUUUACAGUCUAGUUAGUUGGAAAUUCAGGUAUGCACAUAAAGCAGUAUGAAUGUUUAAAAAAAAAUCAGGAUCAUUUGGAGAUAAGUGUGAGGAAAGCCUUGUAGAGACUUGAAUUAAAACUUGGUAGAAGGCAUCUAUCUGUAUGGUGAGGGACUGGAGGCCUGGCCCAAGCCAAAGCUUAGAGUGAGAAAUAAGAUUUCUUUGGGAAUCAUCAAGGAAAGCUGUCCUUGUUGGAAUAAAUGAUUCAUAUCGGGGAGUAGGGAAAGAUAGAGGUCUCUGGGUUUAUGGGGGAGGGCUUCAUGGAGGAAGCUUUAGGGUUCUAGCCACCAUUCCCUUGUCUUCCCUUGGCAUAGCUAAGGAAAAAAGUAAAGAUCUACUAUGUUCAUGUAGGAAGAAAAGGGAGAAAACCCAUCAGAAUCUGGCUGCCUGCCUCAAAUGUGUGGGUCUGUCUCUGGCCUGUGUAUCAAGAAGCAAUAACUAUCUUUCUCAGGUCAUUGUGGACUGUAUCUUCUAGCCCUGAAAAUAGCGGGGCAGAUCAGUUAGCCUAGGAAGCCUUGGGACUAUUUCAUGCCAGGCCAAAGUAUGCAAACUGAGUCAGCCAGUACAGAUCGUUGGGAGCCACUUCUUUAGUUUGUAUUUUCUUUUAACCUGUGAAAUGCUAAGAGGUAGUUGUCCUUGAAUGUGUCAUAAAUUCAGAGUAUGUUGGUCACAUUAAAGAACAUACUGGUAUUAGGUUGUUUACUCUGUGUUAAAGUAUAAAAUGUCAGACUAAAACAAGCUUACCACUGAACUCAAUUUGCAGAAAUUGCCAUCCUCCUUGUGAUUUUGCUUCUAUUUGUGUGUGUGAGUCACCAGCCCACCCUCCAUUUUCUUUAGAUCUCUUCCUAUCUAAAGACUGUACCCCCAGGGAAUGGGGGCAGAUGUGUGCACAUUGCCUGGGCUUUGGGCAUUAUGUGAAAAUCCCAAGAAACUGGAAAGACUUAUGUUGUAGGGAUGAGGUCAUCCAUACUUUGGACUGCAGAAAGGACUGAGCCAUCAAGAAAUGCCAUAUUUCCUCUUCCCUUCUUUGGAGGGAUCUGUCUCUUCCUGGAAGCCCAGAUGGACUCUAUUAACAGAACUUCAGUCUGCUGUCUCUUGAAGCUGUCUUGGGUCUGCUUGUCAUGGCCGCCCCCAGAAGAAAGCACACCAUGAUGUGUAGUCGCAUAGAAUUGCAAUCAAACCUGAGAAACCCUUGGGUUUUUUCACUGCGGACUGGUUGGGAGCUCCUCCAGUUGCCUAGCACACUCAUUUUUCCCUACCCUUCCUCCCUUAUUUUCCCCCUCCACUGCCAUCCAGUGCUUGUUACUGUUCAAACCACAACACCCACUUACUGUGAAGAGUUUGUGUCUUUUUUUUUUCUCAAGAUUGUGAAGUAUCUAUUUACUAAACCAUACUUGCCAUUUGCCAUGCACCAUGUAGAAUGGACGUGAUUCCUUUUUAAGCUAGGAAAAGCAGAGUCUGAAACCUCUCCAACCUCUGCAAUACUGUGGCCACAUGUUGGUUUGAGCAGGGAAAUGUCAUCUCGGAAUUCUGCUGAAAUACGACUUUAUUGCUAACUGUGAAUCUUCUGUUGAUGCAUAAGUUAAAUAAACAGUGGUCCUUUCUUACUGGUCUU